Messenger RNA from Rana temporaria (common frog), 1710 nucleotides. RefSeq names its product NK6 homeobox 2 (gene NKX6-2). Gene Ontology annotation, molecular function: DNA-binding transcription factor activity, RNA polymerase II-specific; RNA polymerase II cis-regulatory region sequence-specific DNA binding. The transcript is spliced from 3 exons. The coding region runs from base 322 to 1203 and encodes 293 amino acids. Lineage: Eukaryota; Metazoa; Chordata; Amphibia; Anura; Ranidae. Gene Ontology annotation, biological process: cell differentiation; regulation of transcription by RNA polymerase II. The record is from RefSeq and is a predicted model, not a curated record. Gene Ontology annotation, cellular component: nucleus.
GUGAGCUGGUCGGGGCUGACUUGUCCGGUGUGGGAUGUGUGCGGCUCAGUCUGGGGACAGCUCAGCGGAUGACAUCCAUCUCCGGCGGGAUUGCUUUUUUUGUUUUUGUUUUUUUGUUUUUUUUGCACCUGAAAAAUAAAUAAACAGCAAAAGAAGGUUGAGGGCGGCGGGACCGGCGCAGAGGAAGGGCUCGGAUGUUGUGUGACCGGCCAGCAUUGCUCCAGAGACUCUGAUCCCACAAAAACUUCCUCCCUGGACGCUGCUGCGGGGACUUGGCUGGGAUUUCCGCCGCGACAGGGGAGCCGCUCCGGAUGGUCACAAAUGUUAGCUGUGGGGCAGAUGGAUACUAACAGACAGGGAGCCUUCGUGCUGAGCAGCACCCCCCUGGCUGCCCUCCAUAAUAUGGCAGAGAUGAAGACCACCUUGUUCCCCUAUGCACUACAGAACCCCUCCACCUUCAAAGCCCACAACCUCUCCUCCCUAAACACACAGUUCCCCCUGGGGACGCCGCAUGGGAUUAGUGACAUUCUCGGGAGGCCCCUGGGGGCCACUCUGGGGGCAUCCGGCAACCUGCUCUCCAGCCUGCCUCGUAUUAAUGGACUCGCCACCUCCACUGGGAUGUACUUUAACCCAGCAGCCGUGUCCAGGUACCCCAAACCCCUGGCAGAGCUGCCAGGAAGAGCGCCCAUCUUCUGGCCUGGAGUCAUGCAAAGUUCACCUUGGAGGGAUCCCAGGCUGACCUGUCCUAAUGAUGUAAGUCGUCUUUGGUUGAUCAUUGCAGGCCAGGCUGGGAUGAUGCUGGAUAAAGACGGCAAAAAGAAGCACUCCAGACCCACCUUCUCAGGACAGCAGAUUUUUGCUUUGGAAAAGACAUUUGAACAGACCAAAUAUCUGGCAGGUCCGGAGAGAGCGCGCCUGGCCUACUCCCUGGGCAUGACAGAAUCUCAGGUCAAGGUGUGGUUUCAGAACCGCAGGACCAAGUGGAGAAAGCGGCACGCGGCAGAGAUGGCAACAGCCAAGAAAAAGCACGAUUCGGAGACGGAGAAGAUGAAGGAGAGUUCGGAUAAUGAGGACGAUGAUGAAUACAACAAGCCCCUAGACCCGAACUCCGACGACGAGAAAAUCUCCAGGUUGUUGAAAAAGCACAAAAGCACAAACUUGAACUUGUUAAGCCCGUGCAGCAAUAACUCGGACACCUUGUGAUCCACAAGAAGAGACUUGUGACUCCUCCAAAUCCCCCCCCCCCUACACCCCAAGGACCUUCUCUCCCAGCCCCUCCAAAAAACAAGCGCUUUACAAGCUGAAAUGACCAGGGUAUUCCAAUUAUAAAUAAGAGUUGUAAGUGUAUGUUUAAAAAGUGCUAUGUGUUGUACAGCUGAAAAUGUAUGUUGAGAUGUAUAUAAUUUUUUACAGAAUAAGUUAUAAAAAUGAUCUUGUUGCUCCUGUAUAUUGGGAUUAAUGGACCGACUAUGGGGGGGACACGGCGACCCCCCCAAAUAUCCACUCUGUAAUUACAGACACCGCUCACACCCAGAUCUAUCUAUCUAUCUAUAUAUAUAUAUAAAAACACACACUUUGUAACUUUUUGUACAGCUGCAUUUCCUCCUACUUUGUAUAUAUCAGAUUACACAAAUUUUGUGGUGUGUUUUUCCCAAUGCAGAAAAAAAAAGGCUCUUGAAGUUUUCCACAUUGACAUCCCAGCCAAAAAAA